This is a messenger RNA of Solea senegalensis (Senegalese sole), 3450 nucleotides long. It is a transcript of the gene fgf18a, whose product is annotated as fibroblast growth factor 18a. Gene Ontology annotation, biological process: fibroblast growth factor receptor signaling pathway; cell differentiation; regulation of cell migration. Bases 1552 to 2184 code for a protein of 210 amino acids. The transcript has 5 exons. NCBI's taxonomy places the organism in Eukaryota, Metazoa, Chordata, Actinopteri, Pleuronectiformes, Soleidae. Gene Ontology annotation, molecular function: growth factor activity; type 1 fibroblast growth factor receptor binding; type 2 fibroblast growth factor receptor binding. Gene Ontology annotation, cellular component: cytoplasm. The record is from RefSeq and is a predicted model, not a curated record.
UUCUGGUUUUUCUUGGAGUGAAGUCUGUGCCUGCCGACGCGCCUCUCCUGUGCAGCCCCCCUCAAGAAGAGCUUUUAAUGGAAGGAAACCUUGGAUUUUUUUUUUAAAACUGAGAAGGAUCUGCAUAACACAAGUGAAGUGAAUAACAGUGUACGACUGGAUUCUUCUUGCGUUUUCUCCUCUGGUGUCUAAAUGAAACAGAGAGGCAGAUAUAAGGUGAAGAGAAACGGUGCAGGUUCUGGACUGGGAGUGGAUCUGUCAGAGUGGUUUUGAGGUAAACACGUCUUCACAGAGCAGCUCAUUUUAACUUUUUUUUUUUUGUAUUUCUUCACAAAGUGGCGAGCUCGUCUCCUCUUCUUUUGCACAGCGGACUUCGCUUUUCUCGAAACGGGGAGAGUUUCAUGUUCCCCCUUCAGAGAAACUGCCUAAACUUUCUACGUUAAAAAAAAUAAAUAAAAAGAUCAGAUUGCAUUUCCCCCUUUCAAACAUUUUGGAGGUGAUGUCAUCGUGCUGUGUUUUGGCUGGUAUUGUGUCGAGAGGGCGCAGGGAGGACGACUGCAGCCAGGCGGUAACCAGCGGCUGAGGCGAGAGGGGAAGUCCGGAAAAUCAGGUGCAAAGUGCGGCUGUCAUUUCCUCGCUGUGUCGCGGGUGGCUGAGUCCGCCAUCCAGUCACAGCUGUUCGCAUCCUCUCCAGCCUCCCCUCCCUCCCUCUUCUUUCUUUCCACUUUAUUAUCCCCUCCCAUUCUCAUUCAGCACUCUCCAUUUACCCAUCUGAGCUGGACCGCUAUCACCCUCUCUGCCGGACAGUGUUGGUCGGUGUCACCUGAGCCACAGACCCGUUGAGCCAGCGUGGGGGGAGCAGACAUGAGAGAGGGCGCCUUGCAUUACCCUGCGCCCGCAGAGCCCCCGUCUCCAGCUCGCCAUUUACUCCAUCAGUCAGCCAAGGUAGUCCACAACCAACAGCUAGUGAGCCUGUUGUUCUGGGACUAAACCUGUCUGCGUGUGCCGGGACACAACCGCCUUCACUUUUGAGUCAUCCUUAUGGAGAUCGGAAGAUUGCUUUUGCUCUGAAACAUUACGCAUUGGAUUACGCAGGAGAUUACACUCGCACCGCAGCUGUCCACAGGGCCCAGCGUCACGCUGAGGGUCAACAAGGUCGAUUGGAGUUGGUUAUCUGUGAGGCGUGAGCGCGCUUUCACCUGUUCCUCUCCUUGUCGGGAACGCGCAGCGUUUAAAGCCAUAACCUUCCCCCUUUGCUCCCCCGCCCAUCUGUCUUCACCGGUCUGGACAGCUGUUAGAGGUUGCCCGGCGGUCACAGUGGCACACUUACCCUGGCUUUACACCCCAGCUUGCCCGCGCCCGCACAUUUACCCACGCCGGGGGAACCUGGGCACACCGCCGCCGAUGCCAACGGGAGUGCCUGACUUAUUAACUCUGCCCAACAUCCAGCGGAUUCCAAACACGCAGGGGAACUCUCCGGACUGUCGGACUGGCUCGUACCGAGCGAGGAGACUGUCUCUGGGCCAAGUUCCAUAGUGGAGGGGGGAAGCAAUGUGGUCCCUUCUUUCCACGCUGACCGUCUUAUGUAUCCAGAUGUUGCUGGUGAUGUGCAAUCCAUUACAGCAGGUGCUCGGUGUGGAUAGAGUCAACUUCAGUGUGCAUGUGGAGAACCAGACACAGGUGCGAGACACCAUGAGUCGACGACACCACCGGGUCUACCAGCUCUACAGCCGCACCAGCGGCAAACACGUCCAGGUGCUGGGCCGUAGAAUCAGCGCCAAGGGAGAAGAUGGAGACAAAUAUGCCCAGCUCGUAGUGGAGGCCGAUACCUUUGGUAGCCAGGUGAGAAUCAGGGGCAAAGAAACCAACUUUUACUUGUGCAUGAACCGCCGUGGCAAGCUGGUAGGAAAGAAGGCCAGUAAUCGAAGUGCUGACUGCGUCUUUGUGGAAAAGGUUCUGGAAAAUAAUUACACAGCUCUGAUGUCAGCACGCUACAUGGGCUGGUAUGUGGGCUUCACUAAGAGAGGGCGUCCUCGCCGUGGCCCCCACACACUCCCCAACCAGCAGGACGUGCACUUCAUGAAGCGCUUCCCACCUGGGGAGCAGCCUGACCUCACGACCCCCUUCCGCUUCACCACAGUCAGCAAGCGGGGCAAGAGGGUGCGCGCUACUGGGCCUCGCUAGUAGUGGCUAACGCUAGCACCCACUGUAUUUUCAUCGAAAGCCUUGACCUGAGCCUGCCAAUGGCUAACCCAGUCAUCUCUUCUAUCACACAUGAUUGAACAUCUCCCUUUGUUGGAACAAACAUUGACCAGAAACUUGAUGAAUCAUUCAUGGGGUUUAGCUUUACACCUACUAAUUUGCCACUACAGCCUCAUAGUUAGUGAUCAUUCCUCUCAGUUUUAGUUCCCUUACUGGCCCAACAGGACCAUUACUGGUCUGUGGCUGGAAAUGGACUGCUUCUGUCCAAAAUCUGGCCAGAAAUACUGACAGGAAACCUGAAGGGCAGCCAGUGUCCCAGGCUCUACAAAGGCCUUCAUUCCCCCACCACAAAAACCUUCACGUCUCCUGUUCUGGAUCAGCUGGACACUGUCAAGUAUGGGAUUACAACUGGACCAUACAGAGAGAACAAGGGUGGGAAAGACUGACUGAACAAGAGAGUGGGUGUUUAGCCUACGGAUAAAGGGAAAGCAAGAAGGUGAAGUCAGGAAGAGUGAACAAAGGGAUGAAGUGAUCUGCACGGAUCAUAUGGACCAAUAACUAUAGACUAUUGACAUGUGACGCACUUAUAUGUCUCACUGCUAAAGUGGUGGGAACCUGUGGGACUGCUGGACGAAUGGAGGGAUGGAUGACCAGAGGCUGAAUGAGGGAAUGAUCGAGUGAGCGACUUACUGAAUAAAUGCAUGUUUGUAAGUGGAAGAUGUGAAUAUGUGUGUGUGUGUGAGUGAGUGAGUGAGUGAGUGAGUAAUUGCACCAACAACCAUGAGUGAAGCUGGAUCACAGGAGACUCUGGAAAGGGACCAUGUAGUCCCUGCAUGAACUCGUGACAACUCCACUGCAGGGACUGAAGCUUUACAAACUGGAAUGUAUAAAAAUUAAGCUGCACCAAAUACAGUCAACCAAUCACAGCGAACCAAACCGACGACCAACCAAAGACAAAUGGAGACCAUCUUCAUGACUCCUCCCUAUGUCCCCACCACCACCACCACCACCAACCCAGGACACAACGCCCUCAGCUGAUAGCUGCAGAGGGUGACGAGCAAAGGGACAGGGAGGGUGCCUUUGCAAUUAGCAUUAUUGCUAUAGAAACGACCCAGGGGAUGAUGCUCCUGUGCGAUACCAUGGAUACAGAGUGCUGCUACCAGGACAUUCAGUGGAACAAACCAAAGUCUCAUGCAUACACACAGGAAAAAAAAAUAUUAAAGGGAACAAUUUAUUGAAAGUGAUAUA